Contarinia nasturtii (swede midge) is the source of this 12261-nucleotide messenger RNA. RefSeq names its product transcription-associated protein 1 (gene Nipped-A). The record is from RefSeq and is a predicted model, not a curated record. Bases 487 to 12054 code for a protein of 3855 amino acids. NCBI's taxonomy places the organism in Eukaryota, Metazoa, Arthropoda, Insecta, Diptera, Cecidomyiidae. Gene Ontology annotation, biological process: regulation of DNA-templated transcription; DNA repair. Gene Ontology annotation, cellular component: NuA4 histone acetyltransferase complex; nucleus; SAGA complex. Gene Ontology annotation, molecular function: transcription coregulator activity; protein binding. The transcript is spliced from 10 exons.
AAAACCGCAUUUGUAUCGUGCAUUUGGGGCAGUACACACCGAAGUAAAAUAAAAUAAAUUCGUAGUGCGAAUAUAAACAUAUCCAGUGAAAAAAGAGUAUUAAAGUGAUGUAAAUUGAAAAUAAAAUAAAGUGUUUUAGUUUUUGUUUGAAAUAAUAUCGAAAAUGAUUGAUUAAAAUUUGUCUUCAACAAACCAUCCGCUCAGUUCACGACACGAACCGAGUCACGAAUCACGCGACUACUAACACACACACACAAACAUACCGCUGCGAAUAGUUUAAUAACAAACAGACUACUGCAUGCCAUUCACGUACAUCGUGCGUGGAUUGUAUAGAAUAGAAUAAAAUAAAAUAGUAACAAAAAACGAGUGAAUUUGUGAAUAAAUAUCGAAAGUUCGGUGAAUUUGUUUCGUUAAUGGAUAUAGCGAUACAGAAUAUGUACAGAGUCCGCUUCCAUUGAUGCAAAUAAAUAAAAACAAAAAUAAAUAAUGGCUAGCGCCACUGUAAUAAAUGCUGCAUCGGCAGCUCAAGUGGAUGCCGCCCAAAUGAACACAUUUCGCAGCUAUGUUACAAUGUUGGGCGAUCCAACAGCUAAAGAUGAGAUUAAAAUGAAAGCCGCACAGGAGUUGAGCGAAAAUUUUGAACUGAUUACACAGUGCAGCGGUUUUCAACUAUUUCUUGAGCAUUCAAUGAAAAUUUUUAUCAAAAUUUUACACGAAGGUGAUCCGCUAUUCAUCUCCGAAUACAAUCUACAGCAGGUUCGAAAAUUGAUCUUGGAAAUGAUUCAUCGUUUACCAACAUCUGAAAUUCUUCGUCCCUAUGUGACGAGCAUAUUGUCAUUAAUGCUGAAAUUACUGCAAAAUGAUAACGAAGAGAAUGUGUUGGUAUGCUUACGCAUUAUCAUCGAACUACACAAACAGUAUCGGCCACAAUUCAAUCCCGAAAUUCAUCUAUUUUUACAAUUGGUCAAACAAAUUUACUCCGAUCUACCGAAGCAUAUGCCAAAAAUAUUUGAGCCACGUCCGCCAAUCCGUGUCAAAGACUUAAAAGAUGUGAAUUUAGAACAAUUACUAAAUGAAACCUAUACAAUUACACCGAUUCAAGUGGAAAAGAAACCGGGCGAAACAAGCAACUCAAAUUAUAAUCUAAUACCAAAAGGUAUUCUAUCAUUGAAAGUUUUACAAGAGCUCCCAAUAAUUGUGGUGCUCAUGUAUCAAAUCUAUAAACAAUAUGUACAUCAAGAGGUUUCUGAAUUCGUGCCAUUGAUCAUGACAACAAUUUCGUUGCAACCAUCGCCGGUGGUGCGAAGUCAACCGCAAUUCAAUAAGGAGGUGUAUGUUGAUUUUAUGGGUGCUCAAAUUAAAACGUUAUCAUUUUUGGCAUACAUCAUUCGGCUGUUCCAGGAUGCAAUCCAAUUACAUGCGGCAGCCAUGGUAAAAGGCAUGAUCGGUUUAUUACAGACAUGCCCAAAAGAAGUGGCACAUUUGAGAAAAGAACUGUUGAUCGCUGCUCGACACAUUUUGGCCACCGAAUUGCGAAACAAAUUUGUCGGUUCAAUGGAUAAAUUGUUUGAUGAAGAUUUACUUUUGGGACGCGGUUGGACAACACACGAAUCAUUGCGACCGCUUGCCUAUUCAACGCUUGCCGAUCUCGUGCAUCAUGUGCGCCAGCAUUUGAAUAUUCAUGUAUUAGCAAAAGCGGUACAUUUAUUCUCGAAAAAUGUCCAUGACGAAUCGCUGCCAACAAGCAUUCAAACCAUGUCUUGUAAAUUAUUGUUGAAUUUAGUUGAUUGCAUUCGACAACGCAGCGAAGCCGAAUCAACAACCGCUCGCGAUUUGCUCAUCACCAUGCUACGUAUUUUCACAUUGAAAUUUAAUACCAUUGCAAAAAUUCAAUUGCCACAAAUUGUGAGCAAAUGGAAAACAAUGAAAACGGAAAAUCCAACUGCACCUGCAUCGACUGCUACCAAUGCAGCCACCAGUGGUGCAACCACAACCGCAACCACAGAAACACGUGACACAUUGUCAAUGGAUUUGACCGUUACCGAUCAAACGUCAAAAUUGAGCACCAUUGGCAUUCCACCGCCAGCCAAUUUAAAUGUAUCCGAAUAUAGAAGUCUGGUUAAAACACUGGUUUGUGGUGUAAAGACCAUUACAUGGGGUUUGGCCAGUUGUAAAUCAACAUUUAAUGAAGCCACCGUUCAAGGUGCACAGUCGAAAAUGUUUCAGCCCAAAGAAAUUUUGAUGUUCAUCGAUUUGGUGCAUUGGGCAUUAGAAGCGUUAGACAUUUAUACAAUCAAUGCACCCGGAAAUGGAGCAGCGUGUACACAAGUGGCCAAAACAAGUGGACAACAAUUGCCUGUACCACGGUCGAAAGAAGAAAAAGAAGUUUUGGAACAUUUUAGUGGAGUGUUUUUAAUGAUGCCAAAUCAAAAUUUCCAAGAAAUUUUCGCAUCAACAGCCGAAUAUAUGGUUGAAAGAAUCUACAAAAAUUCAGCAUUACAAGUGAUUGCCAAUUCAUUCUUGGCAAAUCCAUCGACAUCGCCUCUAUUUGCAACGGUUCUGGUGGAAUAUUUGCUUGAACGUAUGGAAGAAAUGGGAUCAAAUAUUGAACGAUCGAAUCUGUAUUUACGCUUAUUCAAAUUAGUUUUUGGUUCGGUUAGUUUGUUUCCUGCUGAAAAUGAGCAUAUGUUACGGCCGCAUCUCCAUAAUAUUGUGAUUCGUUCAAUGGAAUUGGCAAUGACAGCCAAAGAACCGUACAAUUAUUUCUUAUUACUUCGUGCAUUGUUCCGUUCAAUUGGUGGUGGCAGUCAUGAUUUAUUGUAUCAAGAAUUUUUGCCACUUUUGCCAAAUUUACUUGAAGGAUUGAAUCGUUUACAAAGUGGUUUCCAUAAACAGCAUAUGAAAGAUCUAUUUGUUGAGCUCUGUUUAACAGUUCCCGUACGUCUUUCAUCACUCUUGCCGUAUUUGCCAAUGUUGAUGGAUCCAUUGGUGUCCGCAUUGAAUGGUUCAUACACAUUGAUUAGUCAAGGAUUGCGUACGCUUGAGCUUUGUGUUGAUAAUUUGCAACCCGAUUUCCUAUACGAUCACAUUCAUCCAGUGCGAGCCGAUCUAAUGCAAGCCUUAUGGCAUACAUUACGUAAUCAAGACAGUGCUGCUCAGGUUGCUUUCCGUGUUUUGGGUAAAUUUGGCGGUGGAAAUCGUAAAAUGAUGGUGGAACCACAGCGUUUAGCAUACAAUGAAAAGAAUGCACAGACAACAGCGAUCAUUGCUCAUUUCAUCGAACAUCAAAAACCAAUUGAAUUCCCCGUUGAUAAGGUCAUCGAAACGGCAUUCAAUGCAUUGAAAAAUAGUUCAACCGAUCCAUUCUAUUGGCGUCAAAGUUGGGAAGUGAUUCGAUGCUAUUUGGCAGCGUCAUUAUGUUUGGACGACGAUAAACAUACGCUACAGAAAUUAUUUAUGCAUAAUUCAUUUAUGGAUGGUAGCAUUGGCACAUCACCGGGACCACAUUACAAAUCACCCGAUGCGCAAGCCCGUCAAACACAACAGACCGCAUUGACCGGUAUGUUUGUUGCGGCCGCUACUAAAGAAUUGCGUCAAUAUGUCUUACCAACAAUGGUCGCUGUUGUUCGUCACUAUACAAUGGUUGCAAUCGCACAACAGGCCGGUCCAUUCCCAUACAAGCAUGCAUAUCAAGUGAGCAACGGUUUGGAUCCAUUGAUUCUGAUUGACGCAUUGGCCGUUAUAAUGGGACAUGAAGAAAAGGAACUGUGCAAACCCGGCCAUUUGGCAAUGGUUCUAAUAUUGGAAACAGCAACAAAUAUUAUGGGCAAUAAAGAACGUGCCUGUCGUUUGCCAAUGAUGCAAUAUUUGGCAGAACGCAUGUCAUCAUUGUGCUAUGAACGUCCAUGGUAUGCAAAAAUGGGCGGAUGUACAGCAUUGAAAUUUCUUUAUCAACACAUGGCAAUGAGAUGGUUGUAUCAACAUCUUUUCGUAUUUCUCAAGGCAUUCAUGUUUGUGAUUAUGGAUUUGGCCGGUGAAGUUUCGAGCGGUGCAAUCGAUAUGGCGAAAAGUUAUUUGGAGCAAAUGCUUACAAUUACAAUGGUACCAUUGGGCAAGGAAUGCAAAAAUGAAGAAUUGGUUACAACACAAAACAAGGCCAUUUACGAAGUUGUUCAAGAGCUUGUACGCCAAGUAACGAGCCCCAAUUCAAUGGUACGUGAACAAGCGAUGUCUUCAUUGAGAUUGAUCGCAAAUGCACAAAAUAAAACAAUUACCGAAGUUAUGAUGCCACAUCGUGAAGUUCUUGCCGAUAUUAUACCACCGAGAAAGCAUUCAUUGCGACACCAACCAUGCAGCGCUCAAAUUGGAUUAAUGGAUGGCAAUACAUUUUGUACGACACUCGAACCGAAGUUAUUCACACCCGAUAUAAUUUGUGAUUAUGAUAAACUAUGCUUUCCCGAUCUGAUCACAAUUUGCAAUGCAGAGGAUGGCGUUCUCACCAAAUUGGAUUGCUUCAAAAAUGUCACCAAUUUGAUUCCGUUGCGAAAGAGUGCAUUGAAAACUCUGACUGCUUGUCAUUAUUUGGCUGAUGCAGCGAACCGAGACAAGAUCUUACAACUGCUUCUCAAAUCAUUGGAGAAAAACAAUACCGAACUACAAGAAACCGCCUUUGAAUGUUUGCAAAAAUUCUUAUCGGUUUACACCAUUGACAAAGAAAUCAUUCACAGCGCAAUGAGACCAUUGCUUUUAACACUCGGCGAUUAUCGUAAUUUAACGUUGAAUGGAACAAAACGUCUUUCGUAUUUGACACGAUUGUUCCCGUCGAUGUUCAAUGAAAAAUUGUGCGAACAAUUAUUGCAGCACAUUUGCAAAAUGCUCGAGAAUUCAAUAACAGCCAAUAAAGGAAAGAAUUUCUUGGCAAUUGCCAAAACCGGCGAAAAUGAACAAAAAGUUGCCACAAUUUUGGGAAUAUUCCACCAAAUACCAGCUGCCACAAAUAAAUUCAUUGAAACAUUGUGCCGAUUGAUUCUGCAAACGGAGAAAAAUCUAAUGAUCGAACCGUCUUGCCCAUUCCGUGAACCGUUAGUUAAAUUUCUACUCCGAUAUCCCGGCGACACCAUCGAUUUACUGAUGAACGACAAUAACAUUAAGGAUCAACAGAACAAUCGAUUUGUUAUUUAUCUGUUGAAACAUGAAAGCGGACAGGAAUUCAGAAAUGUUAUGCAAACCAGAUCAAAUCGAUUGAUUCAAUUGAUUUUAUGCAAUCCAUAUGAUGGAAUCGCAACUAUUCAAAGUCAAGUUAUUCUUGCAUCACAUGAAGAUCGCUACGAAGCACAACAUCAAGCGGUCGUUGUGAUUACAACACUUAUCGAGUUUGAUGAAAAUUGGAUCGCCGAUCAAACGGAGCUAGUAAAUGCAUUGAAAAAUAUUUGGCAAACUGAUUUGUAUAAGAGUUGCGAAACAAAUGUAGCUUGCGAUCUGUGGCAUUUGAUUUCAAAAAUUUUCCUAAAAUACUUUACACAUCACACCGAAGACAUCGAUUUAUUGUUCAUGCUAUUGAAAGCGUUGUGCUUGCGCUUCAUUCCCGAUUUCCAGUUUCUACGUGAUUUCCUCUCAAAUACCGUUGCACAGAACUAUACCGUUGAUUGGAAGCGUAAAGUGUUCUUCCAUUUUGUUGAAAAUUUCCAUAAUCCAGCAUUGUCACAAGAGCUAAAAGCGAAAAUUUUGACCACAAUUUUGAUUCCAUGCUUUGCCAUGAGCUUUGAAAAGGGUGAAGGUGUCAAAUUGAUCGGUGCACCACCGUCACCAUAUCAAGAAGAUGAAAACAAUGUUGUGUCUGUAUUCAUCAGUCGUGUAAUCGAUCCGGAUAAGCCAUUCGAGCAUGAUGAUGCUGUGCGCAUAGCUUUGCUACAAUUUGCAUGCCUCUUGGUUGAACGAGCAUCGCCACACAUCCACGAUGGUGAUUCGAAUAAUAAACGCCAAGGCAAUAAACUACGUCGAUUGAUGACAUUUGCUUGGCCCUGUUUGCUGGGUAAAAAUUGUGUCGAUCCAUCGGCACGUUAUCAUGGUCAUUUGUUGCUAAGUCAUAUAAUUGCACGGCUCGCAAUUCACAAGCGAAUUGUAUUGCAAGUAUUCCAUUCGUUGCUAAAAGGGCAUGCAAUCGAAGCUCGAUCGGUUGUUCGUCAAUCGCUUGAAGUGCUAACACCGGCAAUGCCAUUGCGUAUGGAAGAUGGGCACACAAUGUUAACGCAUUGGACGAAGAAAAUCAUUGUCGAAGAAGGACAUUCGAUGCAACAACUAUUCCAUAUUUUACAAUUGGUGGUACGCCAUUCAAAAGUCUACUAUCCCGUUCGACACAAUCUUGUACAACAUAUGAUCACAUCCAUUACACGUUUGGGCUUUUCAGCAACCGCAACGCUUGAAUAUCGUAAAUUGGCCGUUGAAUUGGCCGAAGUAAUUGUUAAAUGGGAAUUGCAACGAAUCAAAGAAGAGAAUGAAGCCAAUGGCAUUGUUAUAUCCGACGAAUUGAAUGAAGCACUAAAUUCAGGUACGGCUGUUAAACGUUCUAGUCCCGAUGAUGGUGAACAACAGCGUAAAAAAUUGGCAGUUGAUAGUGGAUCCACACCGACCGCAGCCGGUACAAGUCAACUACCACCAGCCGCAAAAGUUGAAUCGCUUGAGCCAAUUGAGAAGCAUCACUGUGACACAGUCAUCAAUUUCCUAUUCCGAUUAUCGUGUCAGGUGAACGAUGCAUCACCAACACCCGGCGCCAUGACACCAGGUGAAAAUCUAUCGCGUCGUUGUGUUGCCCUAUUGAAAAUGGCAUUAAAACCAGAAGUUUGGACUCAACCGAUUGAUUUGAAAUUGCAUUGGUUGGAUAAGGUGUUCAGCAGCGUUGAAAGUUCACAGCCAAACUUUGGAAACAUUUGUACUGGCCUUGAACUUCUUACAUUUUUACUCGGUGUUUUAAAGAAAGAACAAAUUUUGGCCAUUUUCCGUCCAUUGCAAAAAGGACUUUCGGCAUGCGUUACAUGCUCGAACACUAGAGUUACACGUCUUAUGCACGGAUUAUUAUCACGUUUGAUGGGCCUUUUCCCCACCGAUGCGUUCCACAAACACGAAGAACUGGAAGUUUUAUAUGCAACCAUCAGUAAAAUGAUCUUUGAAGGUUUGGCCACAUUUGAGAAGAGUCCACAGGCAAAUCCGUCAUCAUUGUUUGGAACGUUAAUGAUUUUGAAGGCCGCUUGUAUGAAUAAUCCAAGCUAUAUUGAUCGUUUAAUGAUGCCCUUCAUGCGUCUAUUGAAUCGAUUGACUAAGGAACAUUUGAAUGGAUCACCACAUCAUCAGACCGCUCAACAGUGUCAAGCCGAUGGCACAAAUAGUAAUACACUUGCACUUGAAUUGCUAAUUCUAUCCUUGGAUUUGGUGAAAAAUCGUGUUGUUGUUAUGGGCGUUGAAAUUCGUAAACUUUUCAUUGGCGGCAUUCUAGUUGGUCUCAUCGAAAAAUCGUCCGAAGUAAAAGUAAUGAAAGCCAUUGUUAAAAUCAUUGAAGAUUGGAUGAAAAAUAAAUCGAGCAGUGUAACCGUAACACAAGCACCAACAUUACGUGAAAAAUCAAUUUUGCUGGUAAAAUUAAUGCAUUACGUUGAAAAACGAUUCUCCGACGAUCAAGAAUUGAAUGCACAAUUUUUGGAAUUAAUAAAUUACAUUUACCGUGACGAUCAAUUGAAGCAAUCGGAAUUGGUUUCGAAAUUGGAAUCAGCAUUUUUGAGUGGAUUGCGAUGCAAUCAACCUGCAAUUCGUGCCAAAUUCUUGGAAAUUUUCGAUGGUUCGAUGCGUCGACGACUUCACGAUCGUCUACUUUAUAUUGUUUGUUCACAAGCAUGGGACGCAAUUGGUCAACAUUAUUGGAUAAAACAAUGCAUUGAAUUAUUGAUUUUAACAGCAAAUACAUCAACACAAAUUCGAAAUGCAAAUGACACCCAUCUAUUGCCAAGCAUUUCAUCGGUCAUUAAUCUCACCGAUUCGGAAGAGAAAAAAGACUUUGUCAUCUAUACACAAGUGCACAACGAUCAACCGGAUGUAUUCGAUAAUAUUGAAGAUAAAGAGGACAAUUUCGAUAUGGACAUGAAUGUUGAUUUGAAUAUAUCACGGCGCGAAGAAAGUGAACGUCCAGUUGCCAAUCGAAAUGCAGCACUAGUUAAAUUAAUAAGUCGUCAAGCUGAAUUUCUGGAAGCAAAUCGAAAAGUUCGUACCGAACAAUUUUUGGUGGCAUGCGCACAAUUGUGUCACAUGGAUACACCGUUAGCCGAAGGUGUUUGGUUGUCCAUAUUCCCUCGUAUGUGGUCCAUUUUGGAUGAAGGUCAACAACAAUCAUUGGUUCGUGAAAUGGUACCAUUUUUAUCGUCCGGAACUCAUGUCACCCAAAAAGAUUGCCAUCCAACGGCUAUUAAUACUUUUGUCGAAGCAUUAUCACGGUGCCAGCCUCAAGUUCAUUUACCUCCGAAUCUAAUGACAUAUCUUGGUAAAGCGCACAAUCUAUGGCAUCGAAUGACAUUAUCAUUGGAAGAUAUGUGCAACGAAUGGCCAAAUAAACAAGAACAAUUGGGCGAAUACGCUGAUCCCGAUAUCACCGACUACAGUUCCACCGAAAUGAGUAAGGCAGCCAUUUUCGAUCCAUUGUCGCAUAUGUAUUCGUCGUUGCAUGAAGAAGAUCUAUGGGCUGGACUAUGGCAAAAAUAUGCAAAAUAUCCGGAAACAAAUCAAGCAAUUGCCUACGAACAAAUGGGCUUCUUUGAAGAAGCACAAGGUGCAUACGAUUUGGUCAUGACAAAAUACAAACAAGAAGCGGCCAGCGGACCAACACCAAUCGAUAUGAAUAGUGAACUUCAAUUAUGGGAAACGCAUUGGUUACGAUGUGCAAAAGAACUAAAUCAAUGGGACAUUAUAUUGGACUAUGCUAAAAUGCACAAAGAUAAAAAAUCAUUUUUGAUCAUGGAAAGUGCAUGGCGUGUACCUGAUUGGGACAUUAUGAAACAAGCACUGAACCGUGUCGAACACGCCAGCCCAAAAAAGGAUGGAUACAAAGUGAAUUUGUAUCGUGGCUUCUUGGCAAUUCUCUAUCCAGAUGAACAACAAUUGCAAACCGUUGAACGAUACGUUGAAAUCGCAUCGGUAUUUUGUAUGCGUGAAUGGCGUCGAUUACCACACAUUGUAUCUCAUAUUCACUUACCAUUGCUGCAGGCCGCUCAACAAAUUAUGGAACUCCAAGAAGCAUGCCAAAUACACACUGGUUUACAACAAAGUCGCAUAUCAUCGUUGCACGACAUGAAAGCCAUUGUUAAAACGUGGCGCAAUCGAUUACCGGUCGUUGCUGAUGAUUUGUCACAUUGGAGCGAUAUAUUUACGUGGCGUCAACAUCACUAUCAAAUUAUUACAACACAUUUAGAAAAACAACCGGACGUUGUAACAAACAGUAAUCAAAGUAUGUUGGGCGUUCAUGCAUCGGCACAGGCAAUUAUUCACUUCGGUAAAAUGGCACGCAAACAUGGUUUAACCGGUGUGUGUCAAGACACAUUAUCACGCAUUUAUACAAUACCAUCGGUGCCAAUUGUUGACUGUUUCCAAAAGAUUCGACAACAGGUUAAAUGCUAUUUACAAAUAGCCGCUAUGAAUGGUCGUGGCGAAUUGGCUGAGGCCCUUGAGGUCAUUGAAUCAACGAAUCUGACAUAUUUCUCACGUGAAAUGAGCGCCGAAUUUUCAGCACUGAAGGGUUUACUACUGGCACAAAGUGGCAAUUCGGAAGAAGCAAACAAAGCAUUCAGUGCCGCCACUGUUAUGCAUGACACAUUGAUCAAAGCAUGGGCAUUAUGGGGUGAUUAUUUGGAGCAAAUAUUCACCAAAGAAUCACGAAAAAUGCAUCUUGGUGUUAGUGCGAUGAUUUGCUUUUUACAUGCGUGUCGACAUCAAAACGAAAGCAAAUCUAGAAAAUAUUUGGCGAAAGUGCUUUGGCUAUUGUCUUAUGACGAUGAACAAUCUUCUCUUAUGGAAGCGCUUGAUAAAUAUGCUGUUGGUGUUCCACCUUUACAUUGGCUACCGUGGAUUCAGCAAUUGCUUUGCAGUUUGGUUCAGUACGAAGGGACGGCCAUUUUGAAUUUAUUGAGUCAGGUUGGUCGAAUGUUCCCGCAAGCCGUUUACUUCCCAAUUCGAACCUUGUAUUUAACAUUGAAAAUUGAGCAACUUGAAAAGGCAAGAACAACGAAAAAAGCCACCGAAAAACAAAAUGGUGGUCAACCACAGAGUUCAAAUCCGCGUCCGAUACGUGCGACACCGCCAAUGUGGCGUUGCUCAAAAGUGAUGCAUGUUCAACGUGAAAUUCAUCCAACCAUUCUCAGUGCAUUGGAAGGUAUUGUGGAUCAGAUGAUAUGGUUGCGUGAGAAUUGGUAUGAAGAAGUGUUGCGACAAUUGCGACAGGGUCUGAUCAAAUGCUAUGCCAUUGCAUUUGAAAACCGUGGAACCGUGAACGAGGCUAAGAUAACACCGCACACACUCAAUUUUGUUAAAAAACUGAUUGCCACAUUUGGCAUUGGCAUUGAAAACAUAUCGAAUUCAGCUGCGUCAACCGAUGCCAAAGAUCCGCUUGCAAAACGUGCACAGGCGACUGUACAAGAUCCCGUAUUCCAAAAAAUGCGCGGACAAUUUUCAAUGGAUUUCGAUUUUGAUUCACAGCCACAAUCGAUGAAACUGCAUAAUUUAAUUUCAAAACUCAAGAAAUGGAUAAAAGUGUUGGAAUCGAAAAAUAAACAAUUGCCAAAAUCAUUUUUGAUUGAAGAAAAAUGUCGAUACUUAUCGAAUUUCAGUCAGAAAACUGCUGAGGUUGAACUACCUGGUGAACUACUACUACCGCGUCAUUCGCACUAUCACAUUCGAAUUGCACGGUUUAUGCCACGCGUUGAAGUCGUUCAGAAACACAACACGGCCGCUCGUCGUCUAUUUAUUCGUGGAACGAAUGGCAAAGUCUAUCCAUAUUUGGUGAUCAAUGACUCCGGUUUGGGUGAUGCCAGACGAGAAGAACGUGUUUUACAAUUGCUUCGAAUGUUAAAUCAUUAUUUGGCCAAACAAAAAGAAACAUCACGUCGAUUCUUACACAUCACUGUGCCGCGAGUGGUUGCCGUCUCACCACAAAUGCGUUUGGUUGAAGAUAAUCCAAGCAGCUUAUCACUUUUGGACAUCUUUAAAAAUGGUUGCUCUAAAUUAGGUAUUGAACAUGAUGUACCAUUGGCACGAUACUAUGAACGUUUGGCCGAUGUACAAGCACGAGGCUCACAAACAACACACACCGUUUUACGUGAUAUUUUACGUGAAGUACAAACAUCCAUGGUGCCGAAGACAAUUUUGAAAGAUUGGGCUGUUAAAAAUUAUACCUCUGCAACAGACUAUUGGCAAUUCCGUAAAAUGUUUACACUACAACUAUCAUUGGCAUGCUUAUGUGAAUAUGCAUUACACUUGACCGCGACGAAUGCCGAUAUGAUGUACAUUCAUCAAGACUCAGGUCUCAUAAAUAUUUCGUACUUUAAAUUUGAUAUCGAUGAAGCGACCGAUGAAUUAGGUGCUAACCGUGCGGUUCCAUUCCGAUUGACACCAAAUAUCGUGGAAUUUUUGUCGAGCAUUGGCAUCACGGGACCAUUGACCGCAUCGGCCAUUGUAACUGCACGUUGCUUAGUUCAACCAAACUUUAAGCUUCCGACAAUUCUACGAGCAAUUUUGCGUGAUGAAAUCAUAGCGCUGCAGAAAAAGCGUCUGAAGGAUGAAAAAAUGCAAAUGGAAGCAAGUGGUGAGAUAAAUCCAGAGAGUCCAUCGAAUGACGAAAUCAAAGUCGAUAUGGAGAAGAUAAUUGUGUUUGUCAAUAAAGCAGUCAACUCGAUUAUGGGCCGACUCAACAGUAUUUCGUAUUUCGAUAAUGUCGAAAAUAAUAAAAUGAGCACACUUGUACAGGCCGCACACAAUCCAGACAAUCUUUGUCGCAUGGAUCCUGCUUGGCAUCCUUGGGUCUAAAUUAGCUUCGCCAAUUAGUAUUGGUAUAUCACAUGAAACAUCAUUUUAGUCUUUUUUAAAUUAAACAAAAAAAUUAUUAAAUUUCAAUGUACUCAAGACUAAAAAGGGAAGAAGAAAAAAACAUAUAAAGAAGUGAUUUAAAUUACUUAUUCCAAUCUUUUAAAAUUGAUGUGAGCAAAGUAGAUCUUAACAUAUAUUUUUUUGAUU